Penicillium brasilianum is the source of this 627-nucleotide messenger RNA. The record is from the annotation of a GenBank genome assembly. NCBI's taxonomy places the organism in Eukaryota, Fungi, Ascomycota, Eurotiomycetes, Eurotiales, Aspergillaceae.
AUGAAGCAGGCGACCGAGGCGUCUGUCUGGUCGUUAGGCUCAAAAUUGAUAUUGAAAGAUCGAGGUGCUAGCCUGCCGACCUUCGAGGUACCAAAUAUUCAAUUUGUGCAGGAACAGACAUCUAUUCCUGUGCCCGCUAUUGUCGAGUCUUGGGAGGAAGACAUACACACCCUCAUAUUAAUGCGACGCAUCCCCGGCGAACCCCUCAGUGAAGCUUGGCCGAAGCUCUCCGCAGAUGAAAAAGAUAGGAUAGCAAAGCAGACCGCUGAGUAUCUACAACAACUUCGCGCGCUCCAGUCUGAUAAAAUUCAAUCUCUUGGCGGCCAUCCGUUUUUUUCAAACCUCCUAUUCAAAGAUAAAGAUUCCGAGACUCCUCACGGUCCUCUAGCAUCCGAUGAUGAUCUCUGGAAUGACAUGGAACACGGAUUGCAAGAGACAAUCCCCGAGGCUACACGAAUACGGCUUCGACAUUGUAUGCCUUCCGCUACGCCUUACACCUUUACGCACGGAGACCUCACUAAUGUGAACAUUAUUGUUGAGAAUGGCUCCCUUGCCGGCAUAAUUGAUUGGGAGAUGUCUGGAUACUUCCUAGUGUGGUGGGAAUAUGUGUGCACCUCGGUUGCUUAA